AUGUUCGGGAUUCAGGAGAGUAUUCAGAGGAGCGGGAGCAGCAUGAAGGAGGAGCCGAUGGGCGGCGGCAUGAACGCGGUCAGAACGUGGAUGCAGGGCGCCGGAGUGCUGGACGCAGCCACAGCCGCUCAGAGUGGAGUGGGUCUGGCCCGGGCUCACUUUGAGAAGCAGCCGCCCUCCAACCUGCGCAAAUCCAACUUCUUCCACUUCGUUCUGGCUCUGUACGACAGACAGGGGCAGCCUGUGGAGAUCGAGAGGACCUCGUUCGUGGGAUUUGUGGAGAAAGAAAAGGAACCGACCGGAGAAAAGACAAACAACGGGAUCCACUACAAACUACAGCUUCUCUACAGCAACGGUAUCAGGACAGAGCAAGACUUUUAUGUACGGUUGAUUGACUCCAUGACUAAACAGCCUAUCAUUUAUGAAGGUCAAGACAAGAAUCCAGAGAUGUGCCGAGUGCUGCUAACACAUGAGAUAAUGUGCAGCCGCUGCUGUGACAAGAAGAGUUGUGGCAACCGUAACGAAACACCCUCCGACCCCGUCAUCAUAGACAGGUUUUUCCUGAAGUUCUUCCUGAAAUGCAAUCAAAACUGUCUAAAGAAUGCAGGGAACCCACGAGACAUGCGACGCUUCCAGGUGGUGGUGUCUACAACGGUCAGCGUGGAUGGCCACGUCUUGGCCGUGUCCGACAACAUGUUUGUGCACAACAACUCCAAACAUGGGCGCAGGGCUCGCCGACUGGACCCCUCAGAGGGCACCCCAUCAUACCUGGAGCAUGCAGCCACUCCUUGCAUUAAGGCCAUCAGUCCAAGCGAAGGAUGGACCACAGGAGGAGCCACUGUGAUCAUCAUUGGGGACAACUUUUUCGAUGGGCUGCAGGUCAUCUUCGGCACCAUGCUGGUCUGGAGCGAGCUCAUCACCCCUCACGCUAUCCGGGUACAGACUCCCCCCAGACACAUACCUGGAGUGGUGGAGGUUACUCUGUCCUACAAGUCCAAACAGUUCUGCAAGGGAACACCAGGCAGAUUCAUCUACACAGCACUGAAUGAGCCCACCAUCGACUAUGGUUUCCAGCGAUUACAGAAGGUCAUCCCCAGACACCCUGGUGAUCCUGAACGCUUACCAAAGGAAGUGAUUCUGAAGAGAGCAGCAGAUCUUGUAGAAGCCCUGUAUGGGAUGCCUCACAAUAAUCAGGAGAUCAUUUUGAAGCGGGCAGCAGACAUUGCUGAGGCUCUCUACAACGUUCCACGCACACACAACCAGCUACCAGGCCUGGCCAACAGCUCUGUACAUGCAGGCAUGAUGGGUGUCAACUCCUUCCAUGGUCAACUCGCUGUCAACGUCUCUGAGUCCACGCAGGGGACCAAUCAGGGUUUCAGUCGGAACACGAGCAGCGUGUCUCCUCACGGUUACGUGCCCAGCUCUACACCCCAGCAGAGCAGCUACAGCACUGUCAGCACGAGUAUGAAUGGCUAUGGCAACAGCGGCAUGACCACACUGGGAGGAUCACCCAACUUCCUAAACGGUUCAGCUGCCAACUCCCCCUACGCCAUCGUCCCGUCCAGUCCCACCAUGGCCUCCUCCACCAGCUUGCCCUCCAACUGCAGCAGCUCCUCAGGCAUCUUCUCCUUCUCUCCGGCCAACAUGGUGUCGGCUGUCAAACAGAAGAGCGCCUUCGCCCCAGUGGUCCGGCCUCAGGCCUCACCCCCUCCCACCUGCACCAGCGCAAAUGGCAAUGGCCUCCAAGUAGAUCAGUCUUUUGUGGACUCUAGCAAGUAUUCUACAGCCAGCUCCCUGCAGGGACUGGCCUUCUCCUGAACUAUCCCAGGCAUGAUUGUUCCUCCCAUGUAGUGGCUCCUGGGCUACUGAAGAGGCACAUUUGACAUCGGCUCAUGUUCGAAACACACUAGGUCUGGACCAAGGGUGUCUCCAUGUGGCCAGAACAAAAAGAGAUAAAACCCAGACUUUGAAAACUCAGGCCUUUUUCAACUGAAUCUCACAUGAAGGGAAAUGCGUAGUGGUGGUUUGAUUUUUCUAAAUGAAUUUUUAGACCUCCUCUGCUGAAGGACGAGUCCACAUGAGCUACCUACGCUGAGAGAGUGACAGCCUUUUUCAUUCUGGUCAUGUUUUUUUUUGAUGAAGUGGACAUCAUAUGCCUUUUAUACAGACUGUACCAUAAACACAUGACACUAUGAGAGCAGUUACUGUAAUGUUCCUGAAAGCUGGAUGCUGGGUAGCCACGAUGGAAAAUGGCAGAAAACUUUAGCAAAGCAGGUCAUCAUCAGUCCUACUGAAUAUUCAUUUAAAGUUGUUUAAGACAUUUAUAUAGCCAAAACAAAAACCAUAUUGGCCAGCUGUGUAAACAGGUGUUUUCUGUAUAAACAAGGUGAGGAUGGAUUCCUAGUUCUGGCGCCAGUCAUAAGCCAACAAAUGAAGUUUGCCAUAAAUUUUGUUCCAUUGUUUUCAUUUGUACUGCCAUAGUCUUCAGUAAUGUUUUGUGUUGAGUGUUCAGGUACAUGCUGGUUCAGUUAUUUUGUCUUUAGAGACAGCAAAGCUCUUAUAAAGGUAGCCAUGAGCUGAUUGUCAGUAGGCUUCUGGCCCACUGUGAAUAACUUGGACCCCACGAAAGAGAAGAGUGCUUAAAGAGUAGAAUUUCAGCUGAAUCAAUAUUUAUGUUUGUACAAAAUGAUUUUCUGCUUGACAGUGCCAGAAUAUGCAGUAAACAAAAAAAUGGAAAACACCACAAAGUACACUAUGAGUUGCUCUGCCAUUGUAGCUUUCAGUCUUGAAAAUUAAGUGCAUUUUUUACAUGUGCUGAAGGAUAGUCAUAUGGAGCUGCAUCAUGAAGCCAUAAGAAGUUUGUUUUUCUCAUAUUUAAAAAGAAAAAAGAAAGAAAAAAAACAUUAGACUGUGAUUAUGACCUUUGCUCCAAGUGACCAUCAGUAAAGGAUAAAAUUAAGGGACACAGAUGAAGGAUAUAUGCUCAGUGCCGGCUGCUAGAACAACCCCCUUUUAAUUCUUUUCUUUUUGUUUUUCUUUUGGUGACCGUGAAGGAAAUGACUUGAAUAAACAGAGGAUGCUGAUAUUUUGCCAGCACUGUAUAACCUGUUCUUUAAUAUGUGUCAAUCACCCAGCAAAUGACAGUUUGAUUGGCUCCCUUUAGUAGUCAUAUAUUUUGUACAUAUGCUUUUUUUGCGUUGUUUUUGUUGUUUGCCAAAAUUGUUAAAUAUAUUUAUAUCAAAAUGUCUUAAGGCAGCUUGUCAGUUUAGCAUCACCAGUGAUCUGUACUACAUACCCAAUCUCGCCAACUUUAGCAAAAGAAAAGCAACAAUUUGGAUUCGGGACAUAAAGAAUAGGUUCUGUAAAAUAUCCAUAUACAUAAUGUAUUUAUCUCUAGAGUUUGUACAUUGCUUUUUUCCCCUCCCCUUUUAUUUGAUCGUGGAGGUUUCUAUGUGGUUAUGUGUCGUUUUAUCACCACCGUUGUCCUCGUUGAAAUUGUAUUUCAUGGAUUGUUUGUAUUUACUUUUUGUGUUUGCCAUGCUUCCAUUUUUAAGUUCCAUUCAUUAAAAAGCCAUUGUCUAUUUUUGUAUAAUUUGUAAGUUAAAAGAAUUUGUUUUCCUUUUUGGAAUUUUUUAAUGUAUGGCAAAAAGUAGCAUCUUAUUCUGAUAGCAUUUAGUUAUGUAGAUUUUAAAAAAAAAAUAUAUAUAUAUAUAUAUAUAUAUAUAUGAUGAAUAUAUAAAUCUAUAUCUUUUUUGUUUUUCUCUUUGAGGCUUACAAAAAUUGAUACUGUUGUUAAACUAAUAAUAUGCAUGGGCUAUUCUCUUCUGAGAGUGUGUUUGAAACUAGAAGGGGGGAUUUUUUGGAUGAUAUAUGAAAAUACUUUCUUUCUCUUUCGUGUUUCUUUUUUCCCCUUUAUUUCCCUCUUACAUUUCUCUCUGCUUUUCAUUUCUCAGUUAUUUAUGCCUGCUUGUACAUCUGUAUAUUCUGUCUUUUUCCCUUUUCACUCAUACCAGUACCAGCAGUUUAGAUGCCUUAACAAUGCAAACCCAUUCGCAUACAAUCACUUGUACAGUUAUUAUCACGACCAUUAGAAGAUACCAUUGAUUUUCUCAAGGGACGGUUUUGCGAUGCGGAACAAAAGAAAAAAAGAAAAAAAAGCACAAAUUGGGCCGUUUUACCUAGAUACUGUUUAUAAGAUCCAGCUCAGCAAAGCAGGGAAGGUUAAGCGAAUAUGUUUGUCCUUUUUGUAUGUGUUUGGAUUAUAAAGGAUAAUGAGGAGCUUUUGCGUUUGGAGGUGUAUGGAGAGAGUGUAUGAUUCAUAUUUAAUGUCUGUUGCAGCUGUGUGUUGCUAGGGGGAUGGGGGUGCACUUUAUUAUUAAUUUAAAACAAAAGGCUGCCUUUUUAAUUUUCUGUUUGUGCUCUAUUAAUGUGUGUUUGCAUCAAAGAUCCAUGAGGGUGGGGGAACCUAAAAAGCCAUAUUGUGCUGGCUCACUAUCAGCACAGAGAGUGACAUUCUGGUGGUUUGACGGUGCAGACGGUGGCACACUUUUGCAUGUACGUGUGUCUGUUUUUGGUUUUUCUGGUGCCAUCAUAGUCCUGCAGUAAAUACUGCUGACUCUAACUGAGAGGUGUGGUUGUCAGAGCACAAUGAUCUGCCCUUAGCUCUGGGGGCCCCUGGCUCUCCAGUUCUUGCGCUCUCGCUAACUAUGUUUGCUUCAUUGCUAACUCUCUUUCUUGUGUCAGCCAAAUUGCCCCCCUCAUAACAAUAUCGCCAACAGAGCCCCAAGUGAUCAGGCUUCAAAGUGCAGGGCCCUUUGUGAAUGGUCUAAAGUGGCGUGUUUGUGUAGCGUAGUGUCUGCAAGCUGCCGCCGGAGAGAGAAUAUGGCUUUUCAUUUGCUGGUGUUGCUUUCUGUGUGUGAUUCUGCGUAAUUCUGAGUGAAUGCUUGUGUGUGAGGACUUUUUAACAGAAGCCACUGAUGACAGAGCCACGAUUGGGUUCUUCUCACAUAUUUUCACUCUUUUUUGUGGGGCUUUUUUCCCCUUUCAUAUGAAUUCUAAAUAUAUGGCUUCUACAAUGGCCUCUUUGUAUGUGAAUCCAUCUUAAUGAUUAGGAUGGACAGCUCAUAAAGCAACAAGCAUUACUGUAGGAAGCAAGACUCAAACCAAAAAGCUGGUUCCCUCUCUUUCUUUUCCCUCUCUCUCUCUCUCUCUCUCUCUUUCUCUCUCUCUCUCUCUCUCUCUCUCUCUCUCUCUCUCUCUCAUUCUGUCUUUUUCUCUUUUUUAUGUCUUUGAAUGGAUACACACUGAGCAGUUCUAUUGAUAGGGAAAACCAAGACAAAAACUACUGUAUAGAUUGUUAUCAUUUUUUUGAUGAAAGCUGUAAAAUAACUUUUGAGAAUUCACAAUAUUAAAUUAAAGCUACUUCUUGUCUGUGA
This is a messenger RNA of Pygocentrus nattereri (red-bellied piranha), 5435 nucleotides long. It is a transcript of the gene ebf1a, whose product is annotated as EBF transcription factor 1a. The record is from RefSeq and is a predicted model, not a curated record. The coding region runs from base 1 to 1818 and encodes 605 amino acids. Gene Ontology annotation, biological process: regulation of transcription by RNA polymerase II. The transcript has 17 exons. Lineage: Eukaryota; Metazoa; Chordata; Actinopteri; Characiformes; Serrasalmidae. Gene Ontology annotation, molecular function: DNA-binding transcription factor activity, RNA polymerase II-specific; RNA polymerase II cis-regulatory region sequence-specific DNA binding.